Messenger RNA from Sus scrofa (pig), 1951 nucleotides. Lineage: Eukaryota; Metazoa; Chordata; Mammalia; Artiodactyla; Suidae. The record is from RefSeq and is a predicted model, not a curated record.
GCCCAAUGUGUUUACUGCAUCGUUCAGCAGCUUCAAUGGUCUCCAGCAAGGGUCCAGGACCUGGGCUCCCCAGACAAAGCCACUGUCCUGGAUCCCCAAAGCCGUUCUCUCUGCCCAGCCUCUUCCCUGGGAUCCCCUGGAUUUCAGCCUCCACCAGCAAUUGAAGGAUUAAUGUCUGGCAUCCUAGGGGCCUCCAGGAUCCUGCUUAAGCUCUAAGCCGGUAACUGUUCCACCCAGAGAGGUACAUGCCAUGCGCCCCAGCAUCCAGUAGAGAGACUAAGUGUCUCUGUGCGUCUCCUUCCUCCUCAGCAGGUUCAAGUCUUCUCCCUACAAUUCUCAGUAGCAGACUAUGGAGCUGGGUGCCAGGGGCAACAGAACCGCUGUCACUGAGUUCAUCCUUCUUGGCCUAACAGAGAACAUAAGACUGCAAGCCAUCCUUUUUACUGUCUUCCUCUUUGCCUAUGUAAUCACAGUCGGGGGCAACUUCAGCAUCCUGGCUGCCAUCUUUGUGGAGCCCAAACUCCACACUCCUAUGUACUAUUUCUUGGGGAACCUGUCUCUGCUGGACAUUGGAUGCAUCACUGUCACCGUUCCUCCGAUGCUGGCAUGUCUCCUGACCCACCAGUGCAGAGUUCCCUAUGCGGCUUGCAUUUCACAGCUCUUCUUUUUCCACCUCCUGGCUGGUGUAGACUGUCACCUCUUGACAGCCAUGGCCUAUGACCGCUACCUGGCCAUCUGCCAGCCCCUCACCUACAGCACCCGCAUGAGCCGGGAAGUCCAGGCUGCCCUGGUGGGCAUCUGCUGCACCAUCUCCCUCAUCAAUGCUCUGACGCACACAGUGGCUGUGUCCGUGCUGGACUUCUGUGGCCCUAAUGUGGUCAACCACUUCUACUGCGACCUCCCACCCCUGUUCCAGCUCUCCUGCUCCAGCAUCCACCUCAAUGGGCAGCUGCUUUUCGCAGGGGCCACCUUCAUGGGGGUGGUCCCCAUGAUCCUUAUCUCGGUGUCCUACACCCACGUUGCAGCCGCAGUCCUGCGCAUCCGCUCAGCGGAGGGCAGGAAGAAGGCCUUCUCCACGUGUGGCUCCCACCUCACUGUGGUCUGCAUCUUUUAUGGAACUGGCUUCUUCAGCUACAUGCGUCUGGGCUCAGUGUCAGCUUCGGACAAGGAUAAGGGCAUUGGGAUCCUCAAUACUAUCCUCAGUCCCAUGCUGAACCCAGUCAUCUACAGCCUCCGGAACCCUGAUGUGCAGGGCGCCCUGAAGAGGGUGCUGACAGGGAAGCGGCCCCCGGAGUGAGAAGGCAGUGGGCGUGAAGAUGCUGCCUCUUCCUUGUGUACCCCACUUUCUUGUACUGAAGGCUUGGAUGUGGGAAAAGGAAUAUUCAGGGAUGGAUUAAGGAGGAAGGAAAGUAGAGAUGGGCCAGGGUAGAAUAUGGUUUGCCUUGGACUGGGGACAAAGGCUAAAAUUUAGGGAAAAGCGUGUCUAAAUAGCUGACAGACGAUGGAUUAAAGACAGAUGGGAGCAAACUAUGUGGAUCAGGAAGUGAGACACAAAUUAACUAUCUUGUAUUUUUUAAUGUAAUGACUGUUCAACUGAACUAUAUUUAAAAUCUCAAUUAAAAUAUUUCCCCUCCCCCACUUUUAAGAUAAACUAUAUCUGUACCAGAGUAUGGGGUCCUGAUUUUGUAAACAGCAAUGUCAUUUCUCUCAAAACUAAGAGAAACAACCUGAACUUAGAGCCAGAAAAGUGUUUCCUUCUUGCAAAGAAGUGAAAGAAAACCUUGAAUUAGCGAGAACUGAGCUUAGAGUGUCAGGGUAUGAAAUCCUGUAACAUUCGAGACUGGGAUCUGUUCAGCUUGGAGUACUUUACACAAGCGGGAUAAUAGUAAUAAAUGAGUGAUUGUAAAUUAUUACAGAGUGUUCGUCUUUUUAGGGCCCCACCCAUGGCAUA